This is a messenger RNA of Sphaeramia orbicularis (orbiculate cardinalfish), 3252 nucleotides long. RefSeq names its product matrilin-2-like. Lineage: Eukaryota; Metazoa; Chordata; Actinopteri; Kurtiformes; Apogonidae. The transcript is spliced from 13 exons. The coding region runs from base 795 to 2942 and encodes 715 amino acids. Gene Ontology annotation, molecular function: calcium ion binding. The record is from RefSeq and is a predicted model, not a curated record.
UUCUGCUACAUUACACCAUGAACAAUAGUUUGUUUCUGUUCCCUUUUUUUGUACUCCAGUGUGAAGUUAAUUAUUUAUUUGCUAUUUCAUGUUGACACACAAUUACAAAAUUCCCUGAUCCGUACUUGUUUGUACUUGUCUUAGUUUGGUUUUAUUUCCACAUGGAAAUAUAGAAAAACAUAUAAAACAUUUGCAAGGGAAUGUGAAGGACAAUUAAAUUAUUGAAUUUAAUUAUACAGACUUCAUACAUAAACAUUAAUGAACACUGUUAAUUGUUCAUUGUUGAUUAGAGCUCUUUGAUUGUAAAAGCUCUUUGAACUAACUCUAAUUCACACUAAUCAUAUUACAUCAACCUCUCUUGGUGGAAACCAGUCGAAAUCAAUUAGUCAAAUCCUUUUGGCACUGCAGAGAAUUUACAGUAAAGGCAUUCAGUCCCUGCUGUGUGAAAUAAAUCUAGAUAAGAUGUGAAUGUGAUUUAAGUCACAGAGUUACUGUUGAAGGAGAGGCGUCUCUGUGGUCGGAGGCAAAGCAGGGGGAGUGGAUGGAGGAAAGGGGCCGAGCAACACCAGUGUGUGUCCAGAAACCAGACGGAGGCUUGGGAUGUGAGCAUGGUUACAGUCUGGAGACGCUGCUUUCACUGACAUCCCCUUCUAUUUCUGAAGAACAUUUGGGAUUUAUUGAAGAUUUCUGCAGACAGGAUUGAGAAGUACUGUUCUAAAGCAAGGAGCUCUUCUGUCAGCUGUUCCUCCAUCUUCGUUUCUUCAUAAACGCUGCAGUUGUCACAUCUUGUCAGAAUGAGGUCCUUGGUUCUCGGCCUCUUCUGCCUGUUGUGUUGUGAUGCGUUUCUUUUCAACCGACGGCGUCCGAAGCCCCUCCCGGGCAAAACGCGAAAUGAGACGACGGUCCAACCCAAACCAACAGAUAUCUCCUGCAAACCCACCCCUCUGGAUUUCGUCUUCGUCAUCGACAGCUCCAGAAGCAUCCGCCCAGACGACUACGAGAAGGUCAAGACCUUUAUCAUCAACCUGCUCCAGUUCCUGACGGUGGCUCCUGAUGCCACACGGGUCGGUCUGCUCCAGUACGGUAGUGAGGUCCAGAACGAGUUCUCCCUGAAAACCUACAGCACCAGGGCCGAGGUGGAGCAGGCUGUGAGGAACAUGGAGCACCUGGCCACGGGGACCAUGACGGGCCUGGCCAUCCAGUACACCAUGGAGACGGCGUUCACAGAGGAGGAGGGAGCCCGGCCCAAAGAACUGCUCAUCCCACGCAUCGCCAUGAUCGUGACCGACGGGAGACCUCAGGACACGGUGGAGGAGGUGGCGGCUCAGGCCAGGCAGUCCGGCAUCCAGAUCUUUGCCAUCGGAGUGGGCAGGGUGGACAUGAACACCCUGAAGGCCAUAGGGAGCGAACCCCACUCAGAACAUGUGCAUCUGGUGGCCAACUUCAGCCAGAUCCAAACCCUGACCUCAGUGUUCCAGUCCAAACUGUGUGGAGGUUCAGACAUGUGUGAGGUGGUUGAUCAUCGGUGUCAGCACAUCUGUGUGAGCAGCCCGGCCUCGUACAGGUGCAAAUGUAGGAAAGGCUUCAUCCUCAACCCAGAUGGAAAGACGUGUAAAGCUGAGGAUAUGUGUGCUGAGGUGGAUCACGGCUGUCAACACAUCUGUGCCAACAUCCCCGAUGGCUACGAAUGUCGCUGUCGUCCAGGAUAUCAACUCACUGUGGACAUGAAGACAUGCAACAGAAUAGACUACUGUGACCUGGGGAACCACGGCUGUGAGCAGGACUGUGUCAGCAUUCCCGAGUCCUACAUCUGCAGGUGUUCGAAGGGCUACGUUCUCAAUCCAGACGGCAAGACCUGCAGAAAGAUUGAUCACUGUGCUGAUGGAACCCACGGCUGCGAACAGGAGUUUAUGAAUACUGACAAGGCCUGUGUGUGUAAAUGCAGAAAAGGAUACACACUCAGGCGGGAUGGGAAAACAUGCAAAAAGAUCGACCACUGUGCGGACGGGAAACACGGCUGCGAACAGGAGUUUAUGAACACUGAGGAUGCAUGUGUGUGUAAAUGCAGAGAAGGAUUCACACUGCGGCCUGAUGGAAAAACAUGCCAAAGUCUGGAUCUGUGUCAGACUAUCGAUCACAGCUGUGAACACCUCUGCGUCAACACCAACGACUCCUACGUUUGCAGAUGUUUUGAAGGAUUCAUCCUGGCUGAAGAUGGGAAGAGCUGCAAAAAGUCCGAGUGCGGUGAUGGUGUCAUGGAUCUGGUUUUUGUGAUCGAUGGUUCCAAGAGUCUGGGUCCCACCAACUUCGAGCUGGUUAAACAGUUUGUGAACAGCAUCGUGGACUCUCUGGACAUUUCCAGGACGGGUACACAUGUGGGCCUCCUCCAGUAUUCCACCAAAGUACGCUCAGAGUUCACCUUGGGCCAGUUCACCAGCGCCCAGGACGUGAAGCAGGCCGUGUCCCGGAUUCAGUACAUGGGCAGAGGAUCCAUGACGGGUUCAGCCUUACGCCACAUGUUUGAGGUCAGCUUCUCGUCUAAAGAAGGAGCCAGAUCCAACAUCCCGCGGGUCAGUAUCGUGUUCACUGAUGGACGAUCACAGGACGACGUCUCUGAAUGGGCCAGUAAAGCCAAAAACUCCGGAGUCACUAUUUAUGCCUUGGGCGUUGGUAAAGCCAUCGAACAGGAGCUGAGAGAAAUUGCAUCAGAACCGGAUGAGAAGCAUCUUUAUUAUGCUGAGGGGUUUGAAAAAAUGGGAGAAAUUACAAAGAAGCUCAAGUCCAGCAUGUGUAUAGAUAAACCUGAUGAAAUCAUGUGCAAGUGUGAGAACGUGAUGAUGUUUCAGAAGGAGGUGAAUGAGAAGCUGAAGGACAUGAUGAAGAAUAUUGAAGCCAUGUCGAAGAGGCUGGAGACGCUGGAGAAUCAAGUUGUGCGUAAAUAAAAAUCCAAGUCCGACUUCAGGCGUCUGAACGUCAGAGUCACAGGAUCCAUCUAAUCCUGCUCACCAUCAUAUGCUAAAACAUAUGCAAAUGCUUUCUACUGAAGCUAUUUAUACACUUUUGUAUACAACAAAACAUUCUGUAUUUUUGUCAUUAAUGUUCUUUGCAGUGUAAUGCCGAGUCAGUAACAUUUUUGUACAGAAAACUGACAAAUAAACAUUUUACACCUGAAUUUGGUUUGUGGCAAAAUCCCAUCUAUACGACACUGAAAUGAUUUGAUAAGGAUUGAAAUGUUCAUUUAUCAUUAGGGGU